Sclerotinia trifoliorum is the source of this 2690-nucleotide messenger RNA. Lineage: Eukaryota; Fungi; Ascomycota; Leotiomycetes; Helotiales; Sclerotiniaceae. The record is from the annotation of a GenBank genome assembly.
AUUUCAUGCUCGAACUCUUGUUAUACCGCCUUCGCUUUUCCACCAACCAAGUUGUUCUACUCAUGGAAAUUCGAGAGUAUACCUCCGUACUUAUUAAGCCUGAAUUCAUCAACCGAACUCAUACUUAGAUCUGCUUUUCAAUUUGACAGAACACUAUGACUCCCUCACAAAGCUCACACACUCCGCUCUACGAUGCUACAAUCCAUCAGCUUGUCAUCAAACCGAUCUUCGAUACUCUCAAACUGCAGGAGAAAUUCUACGCACACUAUCUUGUACGAACAGCAUGGCAUGGAAGUAGAAUCAUCAUGCGGCAGGUGUCGCCAGAAAGCCCAGAUAUAUUCGAUUUCGUCAUGGAUCUCUAUUAUACUUGCGGUGGAAAAUGGGAUACGUUAGUGCCAAAAUGCGAUAUCACACCGCAGAGCUUACAUCCUUCCUAGAGUAUGCUGCUAUGUUUCUUUGUAACUUAGGUAACUACUUAUGUAAGUUUGAAAAGCUGUCCUUGGUGCUAGCACUAAUUUUUCAUAGGGCGAAGGUGAUCAAAGGUUUGUACCUGAUUUGAAUGUGGAGGCCCUUCGAAAGGUCGCUACUAUAUCCUCAAAAGCAAGAGUUGGCCGGGAGAAAAUCAUUACUCCCUUAUUAGCAAUCCCACCCAUUUAAUCUAGGAUAUCCUAGCAAGAACGCGCAAUCGAGCUACUACCCCGGUACAGAACUUAUUUUCCCAGAGGAGAAUCGCCAAUGUAUCCGAUACGAUGCAGAUACUCGAAUUCCUAAGCUGGUCGAGGACGGGAAACCCAUCUAUCACCUCUUGCAAGCUUCCGCGGAGACCAGUGUACCUCUAGAUGGGCUACGUGAACUCUCUGAUGGUAUAUCUCUUGUUAACAAUGAUCAUUCGAAAGAAUUAUCAAAGAUAUGCUCCGCUUUAAUCAAGGCGAAAGAGUAUGCAGGUAACAGCACGCAGACUCGAUUCCUAACAUCCUAUAUCGAAUGUUUUCGCACUGGUAGCUUAGAAGCUUCUCAAAAGUCUCAGAAAGAUUGGGUAACAGACGUAUCUGCAAGAGUAGAGAAUAUAAUUGGCUUCAUUGAACCUUAUCGUGAUCCAGCUGGAAUUAGAUCAGAGUGGGAGGCUAUGAUAGGGAUCGCCGAUCUCGAUGAGAAAUCGAAAUUGAAACUCUUUGUCGAAAGUUCAACUGUUAUCAUUCGACAACUUCCAUGCGCUCUUGAAGGUGUAAAUGAUGGAAAAGGGCCAUUUGAAAAGAAUCUGUUUGAAAGCCCAGACUUCACCAGUGUUCACGGCUAGCUAAAUUUGUUUCCUUACAAUAAACAUGGAGACAUGCUAAUUGCCCUAGCGCUCGCUGUAUGCGGUAGUAUCGUCUUCGAAGCCACCAACCUUCCAAAUGUAAGAUUGAGAAGGAAAUUUCCAUAGAAUGAUGCUAAUGUUCAACAUAGUACGAAUAUAUCAGGGAAACCUGUGGUUUCAAGAAUAUUGUUCUUGCCAACGGUCUAAGUGUUAAUAACAAUCCAAAACUUCCGUGCCACUGGGCCAAACAAUCAGAACUAAAUCUUUUCAAGAGGAGCACAAAUAUUGUGAGAUUCAUCACUACAGCUAUCCACGAAAUGUUUGGUCAUGGAACUGGAAAACUUCUUAGUGAAACCACACCAGGAGUCUACAACUUCGAUAAGCAGAACCCGCCGAUCAGUCCCUUGAGUGGGGAACCUGUAACUUCACACUAUCUGCCGGGCCAGACAUGGACAAGUGUCUUUGGGAAGCCAGCAGGGACUGUGGAAGAAUUUCGUGCCAUUCUGGUUUCGGAAUAUCUCAUGGACAAUAAGCAAUUGUUAAAUAUCUUUGGAUACAUUGACACUAGUGAGAUCACAGCUGAAGACCGUAAGUUGUACCACGAUUGAUUCAUACAAUUUACUAAUCCUUCUCAUUUCAGUUCUUAAUACUACUUAUCUAAACAUUGGUGUUGAUGGUCUCCAAGCUCUUGAACACUACAAUUCCCAUGAUAAAGCUUGGGGUCAAGUUCACCACCAGGUACGUAUACCUACACAACAUUCCCCGCUUGGUUAUGUCCCGAGUUUUACUGGAAUCUAACAUUUUACCAGGCCCACUUUUCUGUUCUGAAAUACCUCCUCCAGAGCGGCGAUGAUGUUAUCCGCAUUUUAGAUGACCCUGUAAGUUCCACCCUCUCCGUCGAAAUUGACUCUACCAAGAUACUAUCCCAUGGCAAAAACGCGCUAGGCCACUACCUUUGCCGCCUGCACAUCUGGCGCUGCACCGCGGAUGUUUCUUCCUGCAAGCAGUUCUAUGAACCUUUGUGUGCCGUAGAUGGCGUGUAUGAACAGUGGCAACAAAUUGUGUGCUCGAAGCCGAAACCAAGAUGGAAGUUCGUACAGCCGAAUACUUUUACCAAGGAGGGCAGCGUUGAAGUAAAGGUUUAUGAGGAAACCAAUGAGGGUAUCAUUCAACCUUGAGUCGAGAGAAGGGUCUAAGAGCUAGGUCUCUUAAGGGAUUGUUUCGUGGAGAUGAAGUUAAUGCUUGUUUCAAAUCUGAUUUUAGACUCCCUAAGAAUAAAUGCAGCUAGCUAAGGCACGGUAUUCAGUAAGAGAUUUGAAUAAAUUUUUAUUGUGAGAGAUAUUCCAAGGGUAAACUGUGAACUACCAGUAUGUUCCAUACUAUUCAUACUAUU